Molecule: messenger RNA, 216 nt
Organism: Mesorhabditis spiculigera
Lineage: Eukaryota; Metazoa; Nematoda; Chromadorea; Rhabditida; Rhabditidae
Source: the annotation of a GenBank genome assembly
AUGUCGAUCUUCAAGAAGCUUAAGAAAGAUGAAAAGAACAAGGGAGCCCCUCUACCGGAACCAGAGCCCGUAAAGCAGCUCGACAAGCGAGUAGGCCUGGAAACAUACCGAGAUUUCUUCACAUUGAAAAACUACUGGAAAACCGUGGACCGGAAGCGGCAAGACGCGGGGAAUGCGAUGUUGUAUAGAUAUUUUGCCAUCUGGGUUUAUCGGCGC